This is a messenger RNA of Lutzomyia longipalpis, 3972 nucleotides long. RefSeq names its product titin homolog (gene MnM). Lineage: Eukaryota; Metazoa; Arthropoda; Insecta; Diptera; Psychodidae. The coding region runs from base 134 to 3826 and encodes 1230 amino acids. The transcript is spliced from 4 exons. The record is from RefSeq and is a predicted model, not a curated record. Gene Ontology annotation, molecular function: protein binding.
AGUAUGCUUCGUGAUCUCUGCCUCCACUUGUGAUAAAUGUAAAACAUUUUUCGCAAAGUUCCUUUUUUUUUCUUGUCGUUCUUCAUUUAACCCGUUCAUGUGAAUUAGUGGUUUUCCAUUGAGGCAAUUUGUAAUGGGCAACGCAUCAGGUAAACAUCAAUUGAGAGAUCGCCCAAGAAAGAACGUACACUGGAAAUCCGCAGAACCUCCAGCUGCCCCGGGAAAACCAAUCCUUGUCCCUUCUGACCCAGACACCUCACCGGAUAUUGUUACAAUUCGCUGGGAUAAACCCCUAAGUGAUGGUGGAGCACCAAUUUUUGGCUACCUCGUUGAACGUCGCUGCACUGGCUCACCACACUGGGUACGAGCCACUCCAGGACUCAUCCCCGGCACUGAAAUUCAAUUGACCGGCCUUGAACCCGGCUGGCGGUACCAAUUUCGCGUUUCAGCCGAAAAUAUUGUAGGCCUCUCACCACCGAGUGAGCUAUCGGACGGCCUAACAGUCACACUUCAACGUACGGCCAUAAGUGUACCACGCUUCGUGAAGGAAUUGGCGGAUUGUAGUACAAUUGAGAAUGACCGUGUGGAGUUUCAGGUGCAAAUCACGGGGACACCACCACCGGAUAUAAAUUGGUUUAAGGAUGGCUUUGAAAUUUUCAGUAGUCGUCGCACGAAGAUACUCACAGAAAAUGACACGAGUCUACUCGUUAUUCAUCAAACUGCAAUCACUGAUGAAGGAGAAAUUAAAUGUACAGCAACAAAUAGGGCAGGUCAUGUGGUGACACGGUGCCAACUAAAGGUCGAAGCUCCUCCGAAGAUUCGUCUUCCACGCCAGUACGAGGAGGGGAUCCUCAUUGAGGCAGAUGAGGUACUUCGGUUGAAAGUUGGCAUAGCUGGUCGUCCACCGCCCAGUGUGGCAUGGCUGAGGAAUGGCGAAGUACUCGGGAAUGAUGAUCGCCAUGAAAUUGUAACAACAGACAAGAAUUCAUCGCUAAAAAUUACAAAUUGCCGUCGUAGCGAUCGUGGGGAGUACAAUGUGAGAGCCACAAAUAAAUUCGGCGAUGAUGCUGCAUCCUUCCUCGUAACCGUCACAUCACGUCCUGGCUGCCCAGGUAGAGUUGCAUUUUCAAUGUCCGUGGGAAAGUCCGUGUCACUGGCAUGGACCUCUCCGGAGGAUGAUGGUGGAUGCAAGAUUGGAAAUUAUGUCGUUGAGUACUACCGGGUGGGAUGGAAUGUUUGGUUGAAAGCCACAACAACGAGGCAACUAUCGACAACGCUCAAUGAUCUAAUAGAAGGGAGUGAAUACAAAUUUCGCGUAAAGGCGGAAAACCCCUAUGGGAUGUCGGAGCCGAGUGAGGAAUCGGAUGUACUAUUUAUUCCAGAUCCCAAGAGAGGCAUCACAAAGCCAACGAGUUCGAGUGAUACUAGUGUAUUUAUUGAUGAUCAACGCCCUACGAUAAUUCCACGACGAAAGCACACACCCACACCCUCAGCAGCCCCAUCGAGUCAAUCACUCGACAGUCCCAUGAGCAAAUUGACACGAAUGGUGGACAAGAGUGAGCAGACCCACGUGGCACGACUCAAAAUUCAACGACCUACCCUAAACAUUCAACUAAUACCUCAAGUUUUUGAUUCCGAAUCGAUAGCAAGGGAUAUUUCCUAUGGAACUCCCGAUCCCAGUUCCAUGGCAAUGCAAAAGAAGGAAUCAUCUCCUUCGAUGCAAAAGGAUAAAUCCCCAUCAAGGCUACCGGAAAUACAACUGAAUGCACCCCAAGAGCUUCCGAGAACAAUGCAAAAGGCAAGAGAAUUGUCUCCACGACCGCAGCAGGAACUGAAGAUCGCCCCCAUCAUGGAGAAAAUUCAACAAGAUAAACCAAAUUUGCUAAAUCAACCAAAAGAAGAGACAACACCGAAGAUUUCAAUUAAAACCCAAAAUAAACAGAUUGUGGAGACACGUGUUGAUGAGAGUGCAAAGAAACCACCACCACCUGUUAGUGAAUCUGUGCCAGUGAAUGAAAUGCAAAAAUCAUGGAAGAGCCUCGAAGUUGCUCAUCAUGAUGCCAGUGAUGCCAUUCACAGCAGUGGAGAAUUCGUUCUUGUCCUAUACGACGACAAGGAUCCAUCAAAAAGGACAUCAAAACAACAAUCCUUUGAUUUUGAGACAGAGGAAGUACUUCUACCGCCGCCAUUGUCGCUCUCAGCACCUGAGCUGUCUUCACAAAUUUCCUACAACACACCUAGUUUAAGACGCGUAGUUAGUUCAACGGAAUUGCUGUAUGAGAAGGCAAUGGCUAAAUUCUAUCAUGCCGUUGAAGCUGAAGAGCAAACACAGAAGACCAAAGAACGUAGUGAAGUUAAACAGAAUUUAAGUAAGAAUAACGAAUUAGCAAAUAGAAGAAGUUCCCUGAAGCAUCGUCUUUCGGGUGAAUUUUCUCUCACAAAUUCAGGUAGUUUUAAGCAAAAUGAUUCCCCAAUGAUGGAAAACCUGGAAAUUCAUUCGCGGGAGGAAGAAAAAGAAGAAGCAACGAAGGAUAUUGAGGAGGAAAAAAUAGUAAAAGCCUCUGAAGAACAAAUUGAGUACACGGAUGAUUACACGGAUAGUACAGCAUCGUCUGAUGAGUCAGAAACGGAGAAGUUCAAGAGAAAAGUCAAGGAGCAUAGAAAUGUUUUCUCAGGUGAUGAAGAAUUGGAGACAUAUCACCCGAGUGGGCGACAGGUGAUUUCUCCCUAUAGCCCACCACCUCCUGAUCAAUCGGCUGAAUUUCUCUCAAAACCAUUUAUUCCUCCAAGUCCGGAUUUUGUACCGAAGCCCAUAUUGAAGAGAAGAAAAUCCGAAGAAGUUGAACCACCACUUCUUAAGCAAGAUGAUAACAUGGAAAAUACCCAGAAAAAUGAUAAGAAACCCUUCUCAAAGAUAUUCGACCUUAAUCCAUUUGCAAAGGAAAAUAGUUCUAGUAAGGAAGAAAAGAGUGCUGAAAAGGAAGAAAUUCCCCCGGAAAAACCUCUAACGGAGAAGGAAUUGAAGAAGAAGAAAAUGUUGGAGGUGAGACAGGAAUCUCUUGAAGAGAUGAAGGUUGUAAUUGAUCACUAUAGUGAUAUUGUGCGGGAAAUGGGAAGUGGACGAAAGCCACCGGGUUCAUCAAUCUAUCUCAGUGCAGAGCAGCUCAAAUUGGCAGCUGAAGCAAGUGAGGAAGAGCAAGAAAUUGUCGAACCAGUGAAAGAAUCACCUCGAGCUUUUUCACCUCGAAAAACUCCGGAGAAAAUCCUCGAAAAAACCCCGGAGAAAACACCUGUGAAAAUGAUAAAAGUGGAAAAUAAUUUAGUAAAAAGCUCUAAAUUGUCCGAAUCGUCAAUUGAGAGUGUACCAGAGAGGAGUAAUGCAAGAAAAUCAUUGAGAAGUCCUUCGAGGGAAAGAAAGGUGAUGAAGGAACAGGAAGAGCCAAGCUUACAAAGCUCCCAACCGAAGCGCAAAGAAAAGAGAGCUCCGUCCAAAACGAGAAAUCGCAGUGAAUCAAAAUCUCCUGCUGCCUUCAAUCGACGUCCCAUGGUACGAAAAGUAAUACCAGAACCUACCCACGUGGCUCCUCCAUCUCAGCCUCCGAGUAAACCCGUGAAAGCUCCCGUAGUUACGCAAACAGAUACAAAUGUUAAAGUAAAAUCAACCAUUAACUACGUAACGGAUCUGGCACUCUUUGUAGUUGCUUGUUGGAUUUAUUUCUUCAAAGAUGCCCGCCUCUGUGUCUUUAUCCUCGCGCUUAUUCUCUACCGACAAAUUGGUGAUAUGCUCAAAGCACAUUUUCCAUCGUGGAUGAAGAAAAAGGAUUAGAGGAGCGGAAGGGGUUUAUGUUUUGUACAUAUUUAUGUAUUUAUUAAUAUGUGGCAACACAUGAAGCAGAGUUAUUAAUUAUAAUUGUUACUUUAUGCAAUUUGUUCUGACAAAUAAAAUUAUAUGCAAAUUACAAGGAAAUAUAA